GGAAAAAGGAUGUCAUUCAAAAACAAGGGAGAGUAAAAAUGCCAGGUUUCAAAAGCUGCCUUCAGUGAAAUCCAGAAAUUUACAAGAUAAUGCAGUUUUACCACAUGAUAAGGCUAAGACUCCAUUGUCAGCAAAGAAAAAGCGAAUGAGAGAGUCAAAAAUUGAUAAUGAGAUUACAGUUUCCACAGAAAUGUCAAUGCAAAGAUGUACACUGACUAGUCGUAGUGGUCGUUGCAUCAAAGCACCAUUGGAGUACUGGAGGGGACAACGAUUAGUAAUUGAUAAUACAUUGAACGUUACCAUCAAUGAGGGUGGAACGGAUUACUUAAUUUUCACCGCACAAAACAAUGUAGAGAAAACAAAUGUUAAAGAUGGAAAUUAUUUGAGAACCUCAAAUCAACAGAGAAAACGACAAUCAUUGACAGACGACCUGAGUAAAAAGCGAAAGAGAUAUCCAGUUUUGAAGAUGGAAAGAGGCUGCAAACAGGGAAAAAAGGGAAAUGAAAAGCCUAACAACCAACGGGUGAAAUAUAUUACAAGAAAUCAAAAACGCAAACAGUUGUUAAGACAGGUUGCUUCAAGCACAGGUGAAAGUUCAUUGAGUACAACAACAGGAAAACCUACUCAUAGAAAAUAUGGUGACCUAAACCCAACUGUUGUUUUGACUCCAAUUUGUGAUCCUCGGACAUUAAGUAACAAAACAGUGAAAUUAAAUGAACUACCCACUGCUAAUGUGAAAAGAAAGGAUGGAAAGAUUCUGACCACUAUAAAAAUGGUAAAUCCAAAGGAAAUAGAGGAUACAAGUGAAAGUGAUAUUUUUGAAAACGAGUCCAAUCAGAAACUCAGGAAAACAAAACACUCUUACAAAUUAAGAAGUAUAAGAGUAAAGUCAAGUGGUUUGUUAGAUAAUGGUGAAAGCGAAAGAAAUAUGUCUGUAGCUGAAGUGAGCAAUUCACCUGAAAUAGAGGAUACAAAUGAUACUGAUAAUUUCGAAGACAAAUUUAAUUGGAAACCCAUGACAUUGAAACAACGUGACCCUUACAAAUUAAGAAAUAGAACAAUAAAAUCAAGUGGUUUGUUAGGUAAUGCUGAAAGCAAAAGAAACAAAGAAAGAAAUAUGUCUGUGGCAGAAAUGAGUAGUUUAUCUAAAGUAAAGGGUACAAAUGACCGUGAUAAUUUUGAAGACUGUUCUAGUGGAUCCACAGGAUUGAAACAUUCUUCAAAGUUGAUCAAAAAACUUGUUGAAUCAAGACAAUCAGAAGAUGAGAGUUUGGAGACCAGUGAGAGUGUCAAGAUUAAGAUUAAAAGGAAAGUGAGAAGUGCAAACUACAGAAGGUGUGUCAGUAAACAAAAUCAAACAGCAAUAAAUAAGCACAUCAUUUUGACUACAUGUAAUUCUGACUGUACUAAUAGCACGGAGCCCCAGUCUGAAACAUCCUCAGUUCAGCUGAAACACAUCUCUCCAAUGAUUACUAAAGAUUGUAUUUUGUCUGAGGCACUGAUAUCAUCCAACUCUAUUCCAAACAACAAGGAGAUCAGAAAAAAUAAUACAGACGAACUUACCUCAAAUGACCUAUGUAGUCCUAGGAGACAGAAAGUCAUUCGUGUUCAAAAGUUUCAAACUCCUUUUCAUUCUAAAACAGGCAGGCAGAAAACAGUAUUACAUAGUGGCAAUGCCAAAGUGACUACUACAACUGGCUCAAAAUGCUCAUCAAAACCAAAUGACAAAGUUCAACAAUCUCUUUCAUAUCCAAUAAAGGAACCAGAAUUAAGACACCAUAAUGUUGGAAGCAGUGCAUUAAAGUGCAAGCAACACUCUUCACAAAGAGAAACUGAGAAUCAAUUCAAUAGAUUUUUGUCAUCAGAUGUUUCAGAGACUGAAGCAAGUAAGACUGAAGUUAUUGUAAAAGAAAAAACAAAAGUUCCAAAUAAAAAGACUGUACCUAGAAAAGUAUUGGCUACAGACUUCCGCCCCAUAUCAAAUUCUAGAUCUAGUCUGAAGAAGCAAGCAAAACAGUUCAUAUCCUUGCAUUCCCUUGAUAGUGAAGCCGAACCCUGGACCAAGAAAGAACUACGUUGCCUACACAGAACUGUUUCAGCAAUACCAAAAAUUAAACCUGAUUCCUGGGACAAGGUUGCUGCAUCUGUUGGAACACGUUCUGCUGAGGCUUGCCAGCAAAAGUACCUAUCUGAACAUCAGUUGAAGUUGUCCAAAAGGCCUAAUGUAAAGCAGAAGAAAAAAUGUUCCAGUAAUGAAAACAAGCAAGAUGACCCUGUGAAAAUUGUUGCUCAUAUUGGAACACUGAAAAGAAAACAACAAGUAAGGUCCUUCCUGGAACAGUUGCCAAAGGAAGACCAUGAAGACCUUUUCAAUGAUGCAGUAUUGCAGCAUAAACGAAUAAAGCUUCCCAGCUUUCCGAGCAGCCAAGAGGAGGAGGAUGAUGAUGACUUUAUGCUUCAAACAAAUCCAACUACUCCAACUUCAGUCAUCUUUCCUUUAGCGAAAACACCACAGUGGAACCACAUCAGUCCUCGAAUGUUGGGGCCUACUGAUAG
This is a messenger RNA of Chiloscyllium plagiosum (whitespotted bambooshark), 2556 nucleotides long. The record is from RefSeq and is a predicted model, not a curated record. Lineage: Eukaryota; Metazoa; Chordata; Chondrichthyes; Orectolobiformes; Hemiscylliidae.